GGUAAUCUGCGUAUGUGGUUGGACGACGAUGUCGAACGUUUAAUUAUAUAAUUUUAUCACGAUUGAAAGGAAAAAAAAUAUGUAUUUUAUUGAUUAAAAUUAUGUCUUACGUUGAUUUUUUCUGGCUUCUUUUAAACCGUACUGACAUGGCUAGUUAGUAAGUUUUUCACACCCCACCGAGGAUCACUUGUUUUGUUAAAAUGAAUGAAGACGAUACAGAAGCGCGGGUCGAAAAUUGUAAGGACGAUCAUAUCGACGUCGACGAAAUAUUGCCACAAAUAGGAGAAUUCGGUAGAUACCAAAAGUUAUUAAUUUGGUUAGUAUGUUUACCUGCUUGCAUACCAUGUGGCUUUGGAGCUUUUAAUCAAUUAUUUAUGCAACAAAUUCCAGAUCAUUGGUGUAAAGUACCCGAAUUAAAUGAUUUAUCGCCUAACGAAAGGCGUUCUGUUGCUAUACCUUAUGAUAAUAAAACGUACAGUCGUUGUUCGAGGUACGCGGUAAACUGGACUGAAAUUUUAAAUUUACAAGAUGCCAACGAAACAUUUGAAAUACCGAGAAAUUGGACGACAGAACCCUGUAUCGAUGGAUGGGAGUAUAACUUGACCGAAGUUAAAUCGUCUAUUGUUAUUGACUUUGGUUUAGUAUGCGAUUACGAUAUAUAUCCGACGAUUGGGCUGGCUGCUCUAAAUUCUGGUGGUCCAAUUGGCGUUUAUGUUUUUGGCUUAGUUAAUGAUAGGAUAGGUAGAAAAAGAUCUUUCUUCAUUUGUUUGUCUACGUUGAUUUUGGGAAACGUGUUGACCGCGUUAUCCGUAGAGUUUUGGCAAUGGGCAAUAAGCAGAGCCAUUGUUGGAUUGACCAUUCCAGCCGUUUAUCAAAUACCUUUCAUUAUUUGUUUAGAAUUAGUUGGACCAAAUUAUAGAUCUUUUGUGACAGUAAUGACGUGUGUAUUUUACAUCGGAGGAUUGAUAUUACUCUCUGUGGUUUCUUUUUACAUAAGAAAUUGGGUGCAUUUGGCCUUCCUCAGUUCCUUGCCGUUCACCAUAUACUUCAUUAGCGGCUGGUUUUUACCAGAAUCUCCUCGAUGGCUUUUGUCGAAAGGUCGUUUUGAUGAAGCUUUAGACAUUUUGGAUACAUUGGCUAAAAUAAAUGGGGCGACAGUACCACCUUACGUUAGGCAACGAAUUAAGCGAAAAACGCAAUUAAAGCGGAGCUCAUCAGAGAGACGGCGUAUGCGUAAAGGUCCUGGUGUUACGGCACUUUUCAGAACCCCUAAUAUGAGAUUGAAAACUAUUCUCAUCACAUUCAACUGGUUUGCCAAUGACAUGGUUUAUGUUGGUUUGAGCUACUACGGUCCUGCUUUAGGAAAUAACGAGUAUCUCAGUUUCUUUCUCUCCUCCGUUAUUGAAAUUCCAAGCUGUAUGAUCUGUUGGUUUAUAAUGGACCGAUGGGGUAGAAGAUGGCCUCUAACGUUGAGCAUGUUGCUGAGUGGAAUAAGCUGCAUCGUUACUGUGCUUUUACCAGAAAAUGCCGUAAUGCAGACGUUGGUAUUGUUUUUAUUCUCCAAGUUCACGAUUUCCGCUUCUUUCUUGAUCAUAUAUCCAUUCGCUGGUGAACUGUAUCCCACGCCUUUGCGAGGUAUAGGCAUCGGUUUCUCGACGUAUGUGGCGGGACUUGGCUUGAUUAUUAUACCAUUUGUCACCUACUUGGGACGUGAGAAUUUAGUCUUGCCUUUGGGCAUAAUGGGAGUAAUAUCCAUCGUCGGAGGUAUCACCGCUUUAAGAUUACCGGAAACGUUAUAUCACAAUUUACCGCAAACAGUCGAUGAAGGAGAAAAUUUCGGCAAAAAUUGGUCAUUUUCUGAUUGUUUUUCGUGUCCUAGAAGACCUGUCAAGACCGAGAUACCAGAGGAAUUCACUGACGAAAUGGAAGAUGUAAUUGAGAUGUUACCCAAGUCUCCGAAUCCUGCUAAACCUAAACUUAGAAAACAAAUGAGUGUUUUAGAAGUACCCUCAGACGAUCAAGGGUUAUUUAAAAUGACGCAUUGGGUUUGAGAAAUCAUUAACGUAGGCAGUAGAAUGCUCAAAUGUGCUUUUUCUGUACUAAAUAAUCAAAUACAGUUUUCUUUUUUAAA
This is a messenger RNA of Planococcus citri (citrus mealybug), 2131 nucleotides long. It is a transcript of the gene CarT, whose product is annotated as Carcinine transporter. Gene Ontology annotation, biological process: transmembrane transport. Gene Ontology annotation, cellular component: membrane. Gene Ontology annotation, molecular function: transmembrane transporter activity. The record is from RefSeq and is a predicted model, not a curated record. Bases 201 to 2051 code for a protein of 616 amino acids. The transcript has 12 exons. NCBI's taxonomy places the organism in Eukaryota, Metazoa, Arthropoda, Insecta, Hemiptera, Pseudococcidae.